Zea mays is the source of this 880-nucleotide messenger RNA. Its product is annotated as Plastocyanin major isoform chloroplastic. The coding region runs from base 136 to 603 and encodes 155 amino acids. Gene Ontology annotation, molecular function: copper ion binding. NCBI's taxonomy places the organism in Eukaryota, Viridiplantae, Streptophyta, Magnoliopsida, Poales, Poaceae. The record is from RefSeq and is marked validated. The transcript has a single exon. Gene Ontology annotation, cellular component: chloroplast thylakoid lumen.
GCUGCAUGGCAUGCACUUGUAUUUCUUGUGCCUGCUUAAUGCUGGGCUAUCCGCCGGUCUCUUGCUCUGAUAGCUUGCUCCAGGACGUACGUACGUACGUAGAUCGAUCCAUCGAUCGCUAGCUAGCUGACGACCAUGGCGUCCCUCUCCUCUGCCGCCAUCACCGCCCCUUCCUUCACGGCCGCGCCCGCUCGCGCAGUGGUCAGCAGGAGGUCCUUCACCGUGCGUGCCUCUCUCCGCAAGGCCACUGCCACCGCCGCCGUGGCCGUUGCCGCCAGCGUCCUGCUUGCCGGCGGCGGCGCCAUGGCCCAGGAGGUGCUGCUGGGCGCAGGCGACGGCGGGCUCGUCUUCGAGCCCAGCCAGUUCACCGUCAAGGCCGGCGACACCAUCACCUUCAAGAACAACGCCGGCUUCCCGCACAACGUCGUGUUCGACGAAGACGAGGUGCCGAGCGGCGUCGACGCCUCCAAGAUCUCGCAGGAGGAGUACCUCAACGCGCCAGGCGAGACCUACUCCGUCACCCUCACCGUGCCGGGCACCUACGGCUUCUACUGCGAGCCGCACCAAGGAGCAGGAAUGGUCGGCAAGAUCACAGUCAACUAAAGCUAGCUAUCCAUUCCAUGCAUCUCGAUCUGUAUGUACUCCGCCCGUCGAUGGAUGAUGCAUCCAUCUCUACUUGUUUUCCUCACAUGUACAACAAUUAAUGCAACAAAUUAAGUACGUACUUGAGAGAGAGACCCUUCUUCUUCUUUUCUUUUUUUUUAAUGCAGCGGUAUUGUUUGCACAUGCUGUCACGAAAAUUUAUAUAUAUAUAACCAGAUAUACUUUUAAUCAUGUUGUAAAAAAUUUAUCAGUAUGAUUGAAUAAAUUUAUCUAGGUC